This is a messenger RNA of Bactrocera tryoni, 1266 nucleotides long. RefSeq names its product heparan sulfate 2-O-sulfotransferase pipe-like. The record is from RefSeq and is a predicted model, not a curated record. Gene Ontology annotation, molecular function: sulfotransferase activity. Lineage: Eukaryota; Metazoa; Arthropoda; Insecta; Diptera; Tephritidae. The coding region runs from base 1 to 1266 and encodes 421 amino acids. Gene Ontology annotation, cellular component: membrane. The transcript is spliced from 4 exons.
AUGGUUGAGGUUCAACGCAAUCCGCGAAAUGUACGCAGGCGACAUCAUGAUAAUAAUAAUAUUCACAAUAGGAAUAAUGAUAAUAUUGAUGUGGGACACGAACGACACCAUGCUGCGCACCAUGGCGAUAAGGUACACAAGGAAGGCCAUCAUCACUCAAAAUUACGUAAAGUGCGACCACAUGAACAACAUACUAGUAAAUUUGAGGAUUCCCAUAAUCACGAUAAUGCUGAUUCCGAAGACACUCAUGAGUCGGUAAACGCAAUAGGCGACGACGAUAGUGACGAUGAUGAGGAAACUGCGGAUAACGGCAUAAACACUAACGACUUGAAUAAUACCAAGAAUGCGGACGUAGAUUUGAUACUUUUCAAUCGAGUCGCUAAAGUGGGUAGUCAGUCGUUAAUGCAACUGAUGACUCGCUUGGGCAAACUUAAUGGUUUCACCACAUCGCGCGAUUCGGGUAAACGCUUCGAGACUGUUCUAAUUGGACCACAUCGCCAGCGUGAAUUGAUGAUGGAGGUAUUGGCCAUGCCGAAACCGCAUGCUUACAGUCAACAUUUAGCUUAUAUAAAUUUCACCCGCUUCCACUUACCAAAACCGAUCUAUAUUAACUUGGUUCGACAUCCCAUCGAACGUAUUAUAAGUUGGCAUUAUUAUAUACGUGCCGAGUGGUAUUACAAAGACAUGAAGGAUAAGUUGGGAGAUAAAGCUCCGCCUAGACCUUCAGACGAAUUUAUGAAUAUGGAUUUGGAUACUUGCGUGAAAACAAACAAUUUAUACUGUCAGUUCAAUCAGGAUGAGAUAAUAAAUCCAUCCGGUGACCAUCGUCGGCAAACGCUAUUCUUUUGCGGACAAAAUAGAAAACUCUGCAUGCCCUUCAACUCUGUUGCGGCAAUGCAGAAAGCGAAGCGUACGGUAGAACAAGACUAUGCAGUGGUUGGAACGUGGGAGGAUACAAACAUCACCCUAUCCGUAUUAGAGCAUUAUAUACCGAAAUUUUUCAAACAUGCGAAAGUUGUUUACUAUAUGGGUAAAGAGCAAUUGUCGAAAGUUAAUAGGAAUCCGGUGAAACGGUCAGUGAGUCAGGAAACGCGUGAGAUCCUUAGUAAGAACUUAACCAAUGAAAUUGAGUUUUAUGAGUUUUGCAAACAGCGUCUAUAUUUGCAAUAUAGUGCGAUCAGUAAUUUCGGCAGAAUAGACAAUGACGACUAUGUGCUAUUACCGCAGCACAGUGAUGAUGAUGAGAUAUACGAUGAUGAUUACUAA